Messenger RNA from Procambarus clarkii (red swamp crayfish), 1888 nucleotides. RefSeq lists its product as uncharacterized. Lineage: Eukaryota; Metazoa; Arthropoda; Malacostraca; Decapoda; Cambaridae. The record is from RefSeq and is a predicted model, not a curated record.
UUUGGUGGUCAGUUAAUGUCUUGGUGUUCAUUAGAACACAGUUAAUGUUAGUGUUCACAGAGCCUGUGUGGGGACAACAAGUCGCCUGCCACAUCUAACUCCUCGCCCCCUGUUCUGCAUUAAACGUGAUCUUCAUGGAUGAUAUUAUCGCCACGCCGCCCACCAACACACUUCAGACACCAGUGAUGACCUGCUGGCAGGUCGGUGGCGUGGGCGGGCGCGGGAGAAGGCUGGUGUCAUAAGGGAGGGCGUGGCACGAUGGACCUUCCCAGCUCGCACGCCUGUGGCACGCCCGCUUCCUGCCUCCAGCCGCAGUUGGCAAGGGCCACACCCCUGGUCUAUACAGUUUCAACAUGUGCCAGAAUAUAAUAUGCCGGAUAUGGAGGGCGUGGUCUCUGAGGAGCUACGUCACAGAAUUGAACGUGUCCUCGCGUUUCCUACUGGUCGAACUGCGGGGGAAGAAUCGACCACGGAGACCACACCCACAAAUGGUCAGGAUGACAGGUGCCCAGCAGGAGGCCUCCUUCAGGACUACCUUGACCAACUAGAGCCCGAGGGUGAGGACGACGAGGAGCUCAUCUUCCAGGGGUCAGAGAGCGGGGAGAGCGACGCUGACCUGCUCUACGACUCGGAGAAGGAGACCUACACCACGCCCUACCUCCUCUUCUUGCAGCAAGCCCGCUCCAGAAAACGGGAUCUGCCAGUCCUCCAGAGAAAAUUGUUGGACGACGACCCAACUGAGGACGACGAGAAGGGAACUAAGGCAACGGAAGAUGGGCGUGAGGGGGCGAUGGGCCGGUCUGGGUAUAGGUCCAGCGUUCCCACCACCUCCAGAACUUUCAGCAAAGAACCUCCAACAUCCGCAUCCAACAGCAAGGAACCUCAAACUCCAGCCUCCACGAGUAAGGAACCUCCGACACCAGUCUCUGAUGAUGCUGAUCAAGAACACCCAAAGGUCUAUUUUAGGAGGGCAUCCAGAGACCAGACUGACGAACGUAGCAAGAGUGACACUGGAAACCACAUAGAAUUUGAGAAACACGUUGGUAUUUCUGGAGAGACAGACGAGGAGUUUCUGCUAGAGAACGACCAGGACGAAGUUGCACACGACCAGAGCCAGAAGAAGAAAAAGAAAAAGAAGAAGAAGAAACGAAAGAAAGGUUCUCAGGGUGAGGUGACUGACGAAGAAACUGAAGAGGAGGUCCAAAAAGCCAACCUUGAGGAACUCAAGAAAUCCAUCGCCCUCGAGUUGUUCCGGGACUUUGCCAAGAAUGUUUUUGCCAAGGACCACCCAGAAUUCCGGCUCUUUGAGAGCUUUGAAGAGUUCGACAAGUCCAAAGAGUCUGACGUGAUCAAGGCAGCUCACGAAUCUUAAAAUUCAUUAUCAGAGGACCAAUAACACCAAGGGUAAGACCAUACUAAAUACAGUAUCUGGCGUAGUGGUGUAUUGUAAGCAAUACUCUAUAGUCAUGUUGUAUCUAGUGUAGAACAAUUAAGUACUGUAAAGCUGUAGAUCAGUAAAUAUAUAUAAUUUUAUUUAUUUGGGGAAAGUUUUUAGCAAUGUAGUCAUACCUGACUAGAGGCCAGGCUGCGGGGACGUUGGGCCUAGGAAUCAACUUAAGGUAAGGUAAACUCUUCCGCUGUGAAAAUAUUAUAGUGGUUUAUAUUCUUUAAACUAAAAGUUGCAAAGUUAAUUUUUGUUUUAUACAAUUUUGUGUUGUCACAUUGUAAAUGAGCUGCGAGGACCUUCAAGCUCGGUGUACUUUUGUGUUGCAUUGCAGGAUGCUUUAUCAUUACUUUGCAACCUUGAUUUGUUUUGCAAACAAAAAACUAAUUAGAAUGUGAAUACACCUUGUGGUACCUCCCGUAGGCUCGCAUCCCUCUACCACUC